Daldinia vernicosa is the source of this 745-nucleotide messenger RNA. RefSeq lists its product as uncharacterized. Lineage: Eukaryota; Fungi; Ascomycota; Sordariomycetes; Xylariales; Hypoxylaceae. The transcript has a single exon. The annotation marks the transcript as partial. The record is from RefSeq and is a predicted model, not a curated record.
CUUUACUUAAAGGUCAAAAAGCAGAUAUCACCCCUAAGAUACUAUUAUUAAAUUUAGACAUCUCAUAUCGUAGUGUACGAGCGCGUCUAAACUUCCUAUCUCGAAUUAAGCCGCAAUCAUGUCAAAGUUGAUAGAUGACGUCAAAACUGGCCUCAAAGGCAUUCGCGGAGCUGGGGACGCCAUUCGAGGAGAGGCAAUGGAGGUUACGGAUCAAGCGUUUGACAACAACCAAAACCAUCCACAAACCCAAACAACGCAAGCGAAGAAUCGAGCGAUCGCAGAGAAAGGGAAGCAAGACGUUAAAAAUGUUGAUAAUAUGUUUGCUCAACGUGAAUGGGAGCGUAAAGGUGUUCCGAGAACAGACGGAGCUGCCUAUGGAGUUGCACCGACGCAUCAUUCGACUACAUCCGGCGAGACGGACACGGUUGCCCACAACACGACUGACAGCGGGCGUCCCAAGGGCGAUCUGAAUGGAUUAAAAUGAUUGAAUAUUAAACACCAGCAGAAAAUUGUGGAGAAUUCUGAUAUAGCGAAGGAGUUACUCGAUGACGGGUACUUUUAUCUUGGUUGAGGUCUGAGCUUUGAUGAUUUAAGUGGUAAGGGAGUCCAGGUACUAUGCAGGAGGCAGUUAGGUAAAUCUCAUGUUGGAGAGUUCUCAAUAUGAAUAACGCCGGUUUUGCCGUCAAUUUCCAUCCCGCUCAUUCUUGCUAGCGUGCUUUCGAUGCCGAAAAGAGCAGACAUCUCU